Molecule: messenger RNA, 1051 nt
Organism: Bursaphelenchus okinawaensis
Lineage: Eukaryota; Metazoa; Nematoda; Chromadorea; Rhabditida; Aphelenchoididae
Source: the annotation of a GenBank genome assembly
AUGUUGUUCAGGUUGCUGGUACUUGCAGCGGUCGUCGAGUACACUUCUGCUUCAUGUAAGGUCAUUUGUUGCAUUUGUUUACUUUGUUUUGUAAUGGUAAAGUCAUGUCGACGUAAAGUUAUUACAUUUUACAAUAAGUUCAUACUUACAGUACGUUUCAAUUGUAAUAAGGUUUACCAUGAAUGCACGAGAUAAUGUCUUCAAGUGCGUGAUAUGCACAAUGCCACCAUAAUAUGUCAUUUCAGUAUGUGUGGUCAGUAAAUGGAGGCCAUGGGGGUCAUGUCACGGUGACUGUAAACUGGCCUUAAGAGUCAGAAACCGAGAUGUGCUACAAGCUCCAUUGCCUGAAAAAGACCCAAAAUCUGGAGAAAUAAUAGAACAUACCUGCCCCGCCUUGUACGAAACUCAGCGAUGUGUGUUAACUGAAUGUCAAGAGGAAAGCCCGUUCUCAGUAAGUGCAGACAAGUAAUAUUUUAUUACUUUUUGUAUAUUUUUUACUAAAUUGCCUUCAACCUCGGAGCAUGCAUAUGAUUUGCAAUUUUUUUGUUUUUCUCAACCUUUAACAAUGUAAAUCUUCAGCGGAAAGAAGAUCAAUUUGUGAUUGGAUUCGAACGAAAAACAGCCUCAGUAUCUGUUCCCCAACGACAAUGUAAGUGAAUAUUGACAUUGUCUUACAUCAGUUUUAGGUCACGACGAACAAAACGAGAACUGUUGUCGUUUGGUGAGGCACGUCUGUCCAGAUGGAUCCAAACCCAAAAAGCUGAUCCGGUGGUACAAACUGGUAAGUCUUCAAUUGUUUAGCAACAGUUUACCCACAAAUUCUAUCUACUUUUUGAUCAAAAAUUAGCUUUUUUUAAAAAUAGCCUUGCCGAAAAUCAUAAAAUUUUCCCAACUUUAGCCGAAAGAAUCGUUCUGCCGUCCCUACCGUUACCCGUACUGUGGCCCAGCCAUGGAGAAACUGGAGAAUCCUCUGACUUCCGAAAGCCGCUGCAUCCAAACCUGUCUCCCCCCUCAAGACCAAAUAUCUCUGCCCGAGUUCCGCCCACUGUAA